Molecule: messenger RNA, 420 nt
Organism: Emiliania huxleyi CCMP1516
Lineage: Eukaryota; Haptophyta; Isochrysidales; Noelaerhabdaceae
Exons: 1
Coding region: 1-420 (139 amino acids)
Source: RefSeq, a predicted model, not a curated record
AUGGUCCGCGGCGGCCGCGGCAACCCGUGCAGGGCCGACGAGUACUGGGUGCGCAGGUUCCCGCUGUUCAGGCGCAACUCGGCGGAGGCCGUGCAGCAGCGCUUCCUGCGCCACGGCCUCCUCGGACCCGGCGUGCGCCUCCUGCCCGGCUUCGUCAACGACACCCUCGCCCCGCCGUGCAACCCCAUCCGCGCGCUCUCGCUGCUGCGCAUCGACGUCGACGUGUUCACGGCGACGCUCGACGCCCUCGCGCACCUCUACCCGAGGCUCACGCCUGGCGGCGUCGUGCUCUUUGACGACUGGAAGCUGCCCCUCGCGCGGCGCGCCGCCGAGGAGUACCGCAGGUCGAAUGGGAUCACGGCGGAGAUCCGAUUCCUGCCCGGGACGGUGGACGCGCAAGCGUAUUGGGUGAAGCCAUAA